AUGCUUAGUGUCAACUUGCAGUUCGUUUCCGAUGGAAAAAUUCUCCUCCGGACGCUCGCGAUCAAAGAAUUAAAGGAGGGGCACACAGCUAGCUAUUUGCAAAGUAUCCUGCUUGAGGUACUGGCGGCGCACAAUGUCGAGCUAUGCCAAGUGUACAGCAUCACUACAGACAACGGCACAAACCUAGUGAAGUCAGUCAAGUCGCUCAUGGAAGAUCAGCAGCAGCAGUCGGGAAGUGAUGACGAAGGGGAGGUCACUGGGGAUCAGAACGCUGAGCUGCAGUUGACAAGUGAUGACCCGUUCUACGACACGAGACCGUGGCCUGGUGUACUGAGGGGAGUACGAUGCGCAGCGCAUAACUUGCAGCUAGCAGUUGACGACGCGAUGAAGAAGGCCUCCGUCAAGGCCACUGUUGCGAAAGCAAGAGAAGUUUGUGAGAAACUUCGGUGCCCAAAUGUAAUGAUGAUGAUAAAAAAACUAAACUUAAGGAAGCCCAUCCUGAACUGCCCAACUCGCUGGCACUCCACCCAUGAUAUGUUGGAACGUUUGCUCGAACUUCGGGGGUUUUGUGUGGAGGUGUCUGCCACAAAUCGUGACUUGUUCCUUGCCGGUGACGAAUGGAGUAGAAUAGAGGACAUUGUACGAGCUCUCCACCCGGCAAACAAGACAACGCUCACCCUGCAGUCACAACAGUCGACAGUCGGUGAUUUCUACGGCGCUUGGAUGAAAUGCGUUAUAGACACAAAGAAAGUGGAUUCCACAUUUACACGCUCUGUUGUUGAUGCACUCAAGGCAAGGGAGACUUUGCUUCUUCAGAAUGACGCGUUCAAGGCGGCGGUCUUCCUUGAUCCGAGGUACGACAUUCUGCUGUCUGAAGGCGACAAGCAACAAGCACGCGCUCACUUGAGCAACACGUGGGCCAACAUUGUACGCUUCAGCCGUGACGCCAACGACUGCCGAGAAUGUCCGACAUCCUCUCUAGGCAGUGAUGAUGAACUAGACGCUCUGCUGAAGGAAAAGGAAAAAUCAUAA
Molecule: messenger RNA, 1032 nt
Organism: Ixodes scapularis (black-legged tick)
Lineage: Eukaryota; Metazoa; Arthropoda; Arachnida; Ixodida; Ixodidae
Product: zinc finger BED domain-containing protein 4-like
Exons: 1
Coding region: 1-1032 (343 amino acids)
Source: RefSeq, a predicted model, not a curated record